This is a messenger RNA of Chara braunii, 5245 nucleotides long. NCBI's taxonomy places the organism in Eukaryota, Viridiplantae, Streptophyta, Charophyceae, Charales, Characeae. The record is from the annotation of a GenBank genome assembly.
GUUUGGGCUUAGAUUCAGCUUGAUCCUAUAAGGAUCAUCUUCUGGCAUCACUGAUAACAGAUAUGUUCUGUGGUUCGGAUUUUGGAUUAGACCGCCUGCGAUCACACACAUAUAUAUGACUGUGAGGAGUCCCACUGUGAUUGUGAGAAGUGAUCGUCACAUACUUAUUCCCCCUUUACAUAUAUACAAGGGCAGAGCAGGUGGACGUGGCGGGAGUGGGCGAGCAAGUGUCGGAGGAACGAGGCGUGGUGGCAGGCAUGCUGCAUCUGGGACUCGUCGACAGCGGGCGGAUGGUUUCAUCCGCAAGGCCCGCCAGCGUUGGGACGAGGGAGACUUCUUGUUUGACAGCUCAUCCAGCGACGACGACAGUUUCUUUACAUUGGGGACGCCCGCGCCUAGGGACUAUGAGAGAGGCGACGACGACGACAAAGGUGAUGGCGGAGCUGGUGGUGACGAGAGAGGUGAUGGCGGAGGUGGCGGUGACGAGCGUGGGCGUGGCGGAGAUGAGCGAGACGACAGAGGUCGCGGAGGAGGUGGCGACGACGAGGGAGGUGACGACAGAGGUGCCGGAGGAGGUGGCGGCGACGAGGGAGGUGACGACAGAGGUCGCGGAGGAGGUGAUGACAGAGGUGCCGGAGGAGGGGGCGGCGACGAGGGAGGUGACGACAGAGUCGAGGAGUGUGAGGGUGACUUUCCUGUGCGUGGUCGUGGGCUCUUCUUGAAGCGGUUGAGACGCGGGGCCAGGCAGGAUAGCAGCAUCGCCUCUCGUGUGCGCAGGCGUCGUCUUGAGACUCUUCACGAUGCGACCGCCACGGACGCAUGUGUUGCGCAGCACGAGCAAGUUCUCGUAUCUGAGGACUCAAUGAGCGACAAAUCGGACAAGGACUUCAUUCCUCAGACUUCCGACGUGAGGCGCGCGGAGCAUCAACCCGGUUUCAUCGAGGGCCCGACCACGUCUGCAACGGUGAUUUCAGCACAGGAGGAGAGUGGAGCAGUGUUGACUUGUCCUGAGCUUGAGGCGCCCAUUGCUGAUACCGCGGUCGCACAGGAGUCUCAUCGCCAUCUGACACAACCCACGGUCGCGGUUGAUGUGGAAGCUCGAGGAGGGACAGCCAGUGAUGGGCAGACAAUUCCCGACGGUGAAGGGAAUUUGCUCGCCAUGGAGUCGGCGUUGUAUGAUCUGCCUGACGUCUCGACUUUGAUUUCUCCCACUUUGGCAUUUGUGGCACCACCACCUCCGGCAGUCUCCGCCACUCCCACCGUUUUUCAUGUUGGGGCACCGCACGCAGUGGACCAGGGUUUGGCGGAGCAGGUGGCACAGAACCGCCGUGGAGGCCCUCGCGUCGUGGCGCAACGCAGUUUGGGAGAUUCAUUUGAGAGAGUGGAUGCAGAGUAUGCGGCGCAGGAGGGCCAUUGUGCACAGGAUUCUGCACGCGAUGGGUCAUCAUUCCCGACACUCUCUCAGGCAGACCCGCACCCAGGUCUGCCACGUUUGGCGCAGGAGACGGCUCCCGACGUUGUUGGCGCGGACGUGGACGAGGACAUGCGCACGGAUGGUACCAUGCGCGUCGCAGCGCAACGCAGUCUGGCACGGACAUUGACCACAUAUGGUAGCGUGCCUACUCGCAGCACUGGCAGGGACUACGAGCAUAGAGGGUCAUCGACCGUACAACCUGUCGCUGAGGGGGCCAUCGCACAUGUUGUCGAAGGUGAGCAUAGGGGUCACGCUCCUCCGCACCCCCAUGGCGCAGACCCUGUCGUCCACGGUGUGGCGGCGAGCACCGCAUUGCCAACGGUGUCGUUCUACGACGGCAUGACCAGGACCGGAAGGGCGGGCGAUGAGGGACAUGCAUCAGCAUGCGGACUGACAGAUGUGCGUGUGGGGAUGCAAUCCAUAGGCCGCGUCGAUGGUGGUUGUCACGACUCCAUGAGAGCAUACGAGGAGCGACAUGGGAGACCUUGCGGGCCAAGACAAUGGAUGUCCACGACACAAGGACGGCGACCGCGAGGUUAUCCCGGGCAAGGAAGAAGGGGACAGGUAAGUGUGGGGAGGCGUGAUCGUCUUCCUCGACUUGAAGAGCAGACUUUGUGUGAGGAGGUGAGGGAGGAGGCAGGUAAGCUGGUGGAAGCGAUUGAGAAGAGGAAAGGGAAAGGCAGAGCGAAGGAAAGAUGGUCGAGGAUAGAAAAGACAGGAGAUCGGGAUGAACCAAUCAAGGUGGCGAACGAAGAGGAUAGGACACCUCUGCCGAAUCGCAGGGACGUCGAACGGGAUCCGAGCAUCUUGGAUUUUGCGAUUGAACUCCAUCGGCAUUUGUUAGAGAAGAAAGUUCCGGAACUUCGAAAAUUAUGUAAUCGCGAAGGAAUCGAGUGGUCCAAAAGGGAUACCGCGAUUGGAGAACUUGUAAAAUUGCUGAAGGAAAUGGGGAAUCUGGGAGGAAGGAGGAGGGUUAUUACAUCAUCAGGAGGGAAGAUCUGGGCGGAUAAGUGGAAAACUGUACGGAGGAAGGUUGGGGAGACGAUGAUCCUUGUGGACCAUGUUGCGAGACCUUUAAGAUUAUGUAGGAAGCUUCACGAGGAGGAAGGAACUUACCAGAUUGUGAGGAUUCAUGUGCUUCCGUCAAGUAUCGAGCAUAGGAAGUUCAUUCUGAGAGAUAUUCUCCGGCAACCAUGGAGGAUACGCGAUCUGUAUAAGAAGUCUGCGAGGGAGAUGAUUGCAUUGUAUCACACCGCGUCGCUAUUCCAUGACAAGAAGAGCAGGAACCGUAUCAAGACCGUGCUUACGGCAGGCCUGAUCACUCAAUCUGUUCCAGAUCUAACCUUUGGUCAUUUUGUGGCAAAAAGGGUGAGGGUGGUAUUUAGGAAGAGGAAGACGGUGGGGAUGAUCAUCCAUAACCACUGGGCAUUCGCGGAGAAGGAGGUGGCGGUAUGUACGUGCCAGUUUUUUCAAUUAUCGAGGAGCGAUGGCCAUGUAAAGGUACGUUUGCCUGAGGUAGAGGGAGUGCCUGCCUUUAUGAGGAACUCGAACAACGUGACCAGCGGAAUCACGAUCUCACCACACGCUCUUGAGACAUGCAUAAGAAAGGAAAUUGAGAGUUGCGCAGGGGGAAUGAGGAUUCAGAUUGAUCAAGGGGGAAUCGAGAGAUGCUUUCGCAGGUGGGAGUCGGGAGGAUCUGUAGCAAUGACUACCAACGCGGUACGCACAGUUUUUGGAGGGUUGAGGAGUUUGGUGGCAGUCCCGAUUGAUCGGAACCCAGGAGCGACGCCGAUCCUGUGCCCAGUCCUGUACCUCAGGGCGUGUAAGGAGACGUUCAAUCACAAUCCUGGUUUCCAAGUGGUGGCGAGGGAGGAAGACCAGGUUCUGCGCACUAUGAGGGAGGACUACAUUAGGAAUGGGCUUACCAAGGUGGCGAGAUGGCAAGCAGGAGGGAGGAUAGGCCAGACCUACGUCCUACCCAAGGAUAAGGAUCUUGGGAGAUGGAGGCCAAUAUCCCCAUGUACGCUUGAUCCGGCAAGGGUAGCAGCAGCUAGAGGGGGUAGAGCGAUCAGGUACAUGUUGUUUUGCCUACCGAAGAAUGAUCACUUUGAUCUAAGAGCGACAGAUGAUUUGGGUAAGAGAUGUGAGGAGGUACGAAGUGCUCUAACUCGACGCUACGAUGGGGCGAUUGUCCGAAGUUAUGAUAUCAAGGAGAUGUUUUUCAAGCUCUCACAUGAGGUGGUCAUGGAGGCGGUCGAAUGGCUGAUCAAGUAUCACGAGAGGAGGGGGAUGAGAGGAGUGAAAAUAGGAGUCAGGGGAAAGGUGUGUUCCAUGGCAAAGAGGGCCAUGCUGGACGCAGCAGAGGAGAACGAGAAACCGUUCUUCCAGAAACUUUAUGAUGAUGCCGUACAGAGGGAAAGGGAGGCAGAGGCAGCAGCCAGAGCCACGAGUAUAGCUGCUCAGGUGGCCCUCCUUCAGGUCCCGGAAGCCAAUGCUGACCGGUUCCAGGAAAGGCUAGCUGCUGCCGUUGCAGCCUUGGUUCAGCUGAGGAACUUGGAAGACCUUGAGUCCCGUGUAACAGCACUGGAGCAGCGGAACCAAGAGCUGCAGGCUGAGAUAAUCAACCUCAAACAAUCUCAACUGUCUGCCCCCCGCCCUCUUAACCCUCGAUCUGUUGCAGUCCCAGUAUCUCAAUCUAACACAGUCCUCAUGGCAAGAGCAAGUGGAAUUGUGGCAAGCGCAGGCGCCGGUGCCAGCUCCUUGAGCGACAGCGCCGGCAGUUCUGCACUAGUCAUAGUCCCAAAUGCGGGGACAUCAGCCCAAAACGCCACAGUCCUUACUGGCGUUCAGUACAACGGUCCCGUAGUGGACAAACGGGCGGCCACUCUGCCGUCCAAGUACGACGGGAAAGCGGACAUCACCUCUUGGAUUAGUUCCAUGCGGUCAUACUUCGAGGUCAUGCGGACACCGCAAGAGGACCGAAGUAUGAUCAUGGGGACUAAUACUGAGCCCGCCGUACGGAAUCACAUUGAGCUCCAAGCUGUUGCUGCAGGUUAUGAACGAAUUGACCUGACUGAGUGGCUGAAGCCCACUCUUGAAGCCCGGAACGACGCUGAAUCCAAGGGUGCUGCAAUUCAUGUGCUUUACACUGAGCCUUGGGAGGAGUCUAAGGAAGUUGACUUCCACGCUCACAUGGAACACCGGCUGCAGCUCAAGCAGCAAUGCCGUGUUCAAGGGAGUGUGGAGCUAACCUUCUUUAAACUGCUCAUUAACCGUCGAUACAUCCGCGUGCUGAUUGAUAGUGGUUCAACCACUAGUUUCUUUUCUCCUAACGGAAUUCGUAAGGCGGGCCUGGGAAUGAAGCAAGUGGAACUGCAGAACCCUUGUCAGACCCAGCUGGGCAACCAAGAGGUUGUCAUCUCCACACAUGUUGUCAAAGGUGUGCGCGUCACCUUUGACAGGGACCGCACUGUCACACAUGAGCUCAACUUCUAUGUCAUGGACAAGUGUCCGUUCGACGCGGUCAUUGGCUUGAGCUGGUUAAAGGCUCAUUGCCUAAGGACCACGUGGGCGGACAAUCAGUUCGUGCCAUGGGUGUGGGCUGGAUAUCAAGACCAGUAUGGAUUCACUUUUCAUAACACCUCCAAGGGCUGUAGCGGCUAUGAGACUUCGUUCUUGAGGCUGAGGAUGCCGGUUUGAGGCUGUGCAUGCGCGGCAGGACCUGAUGCGCUUAAGCAAACACACGUUGCUCAGUAAACCGUUAUUGGCUUU